AUGGAAAACUCCCCUUCAAAAUCUCAACUUGCCAAUUCCACACCUUCUCCUCCAGUACAGCUUGUGAAUGCAGAUAUUUUCAAUCAGGUUCAAUUAUGUUGUGAACAUAACAUGUUGGAUAAUUACACUCGAUUUGAAUUGGUCUAUGAAAAACAAUUAAGGAAGGAAUUGGGAAUUGAGCGUUUGGUUGGAAAAAAAACAAAUGAUGGGCAAUCAAGUGUAAGAAGACUGUCAUCAACGCUCUUGAAAAUCAUUAAAAUUCAUGAACAAGGUUAA
This is a messenger RNA of Naegleria fowleri, 276 nucleotides long. RefSeq lists its product as uncharacterized. Lineage: Eukaryota; Heterolobosea; Eutetramitea; Acrasida; Naegleriidae. The record is from RefSeq and is a predicted model, not a curated record. Bases 1 to 276 code for a protein of 91 amino acids. The transcript has a single exon.